AUGAAAUUUAACGGUAAAAUUUUCUCAUUAAAAUUAGUAUUAAACAUCAAUCAAGUAUUAUCGAGAAAUAUUCAAAUUAUUUCAAAUGUUCGUUAUAUAGAAGAAGAACUUAUUUAUUCGAACAAUAUUUAUUCAACAUUUCCUAAUUUAACUUUGGAUCUUACGUCAUCAUCUUACGGUAAUUUAACUCAAUGUAGACAAGAUGUAAAUCUUUUAACACGUGACUUUCUUACAUUGAAACGAUGGGCAUUAAAAACAAUGGAUGCUUGGGGAAAAGUACCUAGUGGAGUGUUAUUUGGUGAUUUGUAUUGGAUUGGAUCCUCAUAUGAGUGUAGCCAUCAUCUGUCUCAAUUUAAUAGAAGUAUAAUUGAACAACCAUUUUACACAAAACAAUGUAUUAUUGGAUUGCGUACAGAACUAAGUGGUGGAUAUUCACUGGCUAUGGCUCCAUUAUACGGUGUAUGUGUACCAGAAUCUUGUAAUUCAACGGAUGUAAUCGAACUCAUCAAUAAUCGACUUAUAAUUGUACCUACACGUUUUAAAUUAUCAAAUGAUAGUAUUCAUUGUAUUGAGAAACGAAGUCUCAGUCCAGUAGCUAUCUUGACAAUAAUAUUGCUUUGCUGUUUAUUUCUAUUAAUUCUUCUGGCAACAGGCAUGCAUAUUUUCUAUGGACGUCAUGUAAUUAAAAUUAAUCAACCACCAGUAAUAGAAACAUCAGCAACAGUGCAUACUGAUAUAGAAGAUGAAAAUUAUGAAGAAGAAAAUGAACGAUCAAUUAAUACAACAAAUCCGAAUGAAGUAACACCUUUAAUAAUUCGUCGUACAAAUCAUUCAUCUGUUGAUUCAGCUGCUCAAAAUUUAAUUGAAAGAUGUUCAUUGGUCAAUAAUUAUAAUGAUCUAUUACAUAAAACAUCACCAGCAAAUUUAGCUUGUUUGAAUGGCAUACGAGUUUUAUCCAUGUUUUGGAUCAUUCUUGGUCAUACAAUAUUAUUUGGCGCUUUUUAUUCAAUUGCAUGCGCCAAUCAUUCAAACAGCACUAGUUAUUUCGAAGAUGUUUAUAUUAAACCUUGGUGUCGUGUUGCACCUUAUGCUGUUGGAUUGAUAGUUGGAUACAUGCUAUAUACAAUGAAUCAACGUAAAAUAUCGUCUUGGGAUUUUUCUUCUGUUCAAUCGCGAUUAGUACAAGAAACAGAAAAACGAUAUCGUUCAAGGCAAAUUUUCUUAUGGAUUUUUGCAUUGGUUAUACUAUUAUUGUGCUUAUUCGGUACAUAUGGUGAUUAUGCACAUUCAACAUCUUUUAAACCAUUAACUAGAAGUGGACGUAUUAGUUUUUUGGUGUUAUCUCGUUUGGCAUGGGCCAUUGGCCUAUCAGUCCUCAUCCUGGCCUGUUUUACCGGCCAUGGAGGAAUAAUAGAUCGUUUUUUGAGUUGUUCAGUAAUUCAAAAAUUAUCAAAACUCACAUAUGGCGCUUAUUUGUGGCAUCCAUUAGUGAUUGCCGUUAGUAUUUUGGGACGAGAUUUACCACUACAUUACUCCGGUGCAAAUAUAGUAUGUAGAUAA
Didymodactylos carnosus is the source of this 1560-nucleotide messenger RNA. The record is from the annotation of a GenBank genome assembly. NCBI's taxonomy places the organism in Eukaryota, Metazoa, Rotifera, Eurotatoria, Philodinida, Philodinidae.